UAGAUUCCGACUCAGUCCUAUACACUUCAAUCUCUCCCAUCAGUUUUUCAACCACCAAAAACAUAAAAAAAAAUCAUGUAUUGAUACUCAUUUUCACAUGAAGAAAUAUUGAAUGAAAGAGAGAAAAAAAAAGUGCCAAUUAGGGAAUUUGAUUCAAUAAAGUAUCCACGAUCUGGUAUGUGAAUAAUUAUUGAGCAAGAAGAAGCCAGUUAACAAGGAUCUACAAGGAUUUGGGAUCAUAUUACAAGCAGUAGCUUCAAGCAUGAAUAUGAAGAUUGCUGAUUCUUUCGGCCAUACUGAUUGCAAAGCCAGGAAGCAAUGGCAUAUGGUAGGAAAUGUGUGUUGAUCAAAGGGAAACAGUGGAAAUCACAUGACCACCAUGAGCUGAGUGAGGAACAACUCAGUUUAUGUUGAGAGCAAUGACGACAAAGCCAAUGAUGUCUUCAGCUGAAGUUGUCUUAGCUUCCAUCUCAGAAAUCAUUGAUUCCACAGCGUGCACUGAAGAAGAACAUGGAGAAUUUAUUGAGAUUGGAAGCUACUUUUAUCGAGCAGCUUUGGCUGUUGAGGAGUUGCAGGCACUAGACCCCACAAAAUUUGACGAAAUCCUUCAAUCUCUAAAUAAAAGCAUCAACCUUGCGAAGUAUCUUCUGGAAAAGUUCCUAACCAGCAUUCAACUAGUCUCAAAUUCUGAUCCCAUUAGCAUCAUAAAUCCACUAGAAGAGGUGAUAAAACAGAUGGGUGAAUGCUUGAACAAGAUAGCAACCGCUACAUUCAAGGAACAAAAUUAUGUGAAAGUGGCAAUUUUAUCACUUUCAGAUGAGAUGAAAAAUAUAUCCAUUAAAAUUGACCAAGCUCAAGCCAUAAUGAACAUGCAAGAGAUUCAAACUUCUUUGGAGGAACAGUCGGAAAAAGUACCAGAAGUUAUAGAAAAAGAUCUAUACCCCAUUGACAUGGACUGGGACACAAGCACAACCAAUACACAAUCUCCAGUUGCAUUAGAGUUGAGUAACGCUGUUAUUAUUAGAAAGGGUGGAAGAAGCCAAAUGAAGUAUAGAAAUGCUACAUCAGACGUGGAAAAACUACCCUCAAAGACCCAUUACACAAAACCUCUCUUUGAAACCUUCAUCUGUCCAUUGACAAAGAACAUAAUGGAAGAUCCAGUUACCUUAGAAACGGGAGUGUCAUAUGAAAGACAAGCAAUUGUUGAGUGGUUUCAAGAGUUUAAAGAAUUUGAGGAAACUUUCUGCCCAGUCACAGGGCAAAAGCUUGUGUCCAAAGCUUUUAAUUCCAAUGGAGCUCUGAAGUCUACAAUAGACAAAUGGAAUGAACGCAAUGAGACACCAACAAUUGAAGUCACCCGGGAUUCUCUUUCCUUAGCCAGUUCAGAUGAAAUGGUGCUUGAGACAAUCAAAGACCUGUCAAGCAUCAGCAACUUAGAACAGAUCUUAGAUUUUGACAUGUUACAGUUGCUCGUUGACUUUCUGGAGUACAGAGACAGAGAUGUUAGAUAUGCAGUUCUACAGCUAUUGCAUCAAAUGGUAGAAGUCAAUGAAGACAACAAGAUAAUGAUCUGUAACCAAUUGAACAUGUCAAGAAUAAUCAAUCAACUAUCAAGUAGUCACAGGUCCAUUCGAGAUACAGCAUUGCUUCUGUUGUUUGAGCUUUCAAAAUCCCAGUCAUUGUCAGAUCCAAUUGGUUCAGUAACUGGGGGGAUUUCAGGGCUGAUCAGCAUGAAGGACAACAGUUUAGAUGAAUUUUCUUCAGAAAAGGUAGAUGAAACCUUGAGAAACUUAGAGAAAUUUCCAACGAAUAUCAAGCUUAUGGCAGAAGGUGGACUCAUGGAACCCCUCAUAAGGCAUCUUACUGAAGGUAGUGAGUGGAUGAGAAUAGAAAUGGCAAGCUAUCUUGGGGAGAUUGUCAUCAGACAUGAUUGUAUGGCGUAUGUAGCUGAGAGGGCCUCUCCAGUUCUUGUCAAGAUGGUGCAUGAAGGAGGUACAUUUACCCGCAAGGCAGCCCUUAAAGCUCUAUUGCAAAUUUCAUCUCACAGGCCUAAUGGUAGAACAUUAGCAGAAGCUGGAGCUGUACAAGUCAUGGCUGAAGAGAUGUUCACUCGUACCAUCCGUGAUGAACUUAAUGAUCCAAAAGCAGAAGCGACUAAAAUCCUGGCAAAUAUAUGUGAAUUCGGUCUUGACCUUGAGACACUUCAAGUUAAUGCUCAAGGCUACACUAUGAAUUCAGAAUAUGUAGUCUACAACAUUAUCGAAUUGCUCAAGAACUCAACUUCAGAUGAAUCAAUAUUUAGCACGAGUCUCAUCAGAAUACUGUUAUGCUUGACGAAAUCUCCAAAAUCAAUGGACACCAUUGUUUCAGGUGUAAAAAACACUGAAGCAUGUGAUACCCUCAUAUAUUUCAUCAGUAGUCCAGAUGAAGAACUUGGAGCUGCAGCAAUAAAAUUGCUCAUAUCACUGUCCGCUUACAUGGGGUUCACAAUGACAGAAAGACUCUGCAAAACCAGUGACCAAGUGGCGAAUCUUAUCAGCAGCAUUGCCUUGACAAACCAAAUCAAAGAGAAGCAGACACUUUCAGCAACAUUCUUAGCAAAACUCCCUCACGAUAGUCUAGCCCUCAACACCAUUCUGGUAAACAAGAACACCGUCCCCAAGCUCCUGCAAACAAUCAAUCAUAUACAAAGCAAUGGAACAGGAAUGAGCAGGUAUGCAAGUGCUUUACUAGAGGGUUCAGUGGGAAUUCUUGUCAGAUUCACAGCAACAAUUUAUGACCCACAAAUAUUGUUUCUGGCAAAAUUACACAAUUUUACAUCAGUGUUUGCCAACCUGCUAACCCAAACAUCAAGCAAUGAAGUUCAAAAGCUAUCUGCCAUUGGGUUGGAGAAACUAUCAUCAGUAUCUACUAGUCUAUCCAAGCCCCUGAACAUUAAAAACAAGGUUAUGAAAUUUCUCCACUUACCCAAGCUUCUAUCGUUAGGUCCAUCACAGAAGGGUCACUUACGAGUAUGCCCAGUUCAUAAAGGGGCUUGCUCUUCACAAAACACAUUCUGUUUAGUCCAUGCAAAGGCAAUUGAAAAGUUAUUGACAUGUUUAGACAAUGAGAACGAAGAGGUAGUUGAGGCAGCUUUGUCAGCCAUUUGUACGCUUGUGGAUGACAAAGUGGAUAUGGACAGAAGUGUGAGGCUACUGAUCGAAUUUAACACAAUAAGGCAUGUCCUGAAUGUGGUAGGAAUCCAUAAACAAGAAUCUGUAUUGCAUAAAUCAUUUUGGUUGAUGGAGAAGUUGUUGCUCAAGGGUGGGGAAGAAUCACUUUCCAAUAUAUCACAGGACAGAUCGUUGCCUGCAAUUUUGGCUACUGCUUCCCAUCAAUGGAACAGCGAGACGAGGCGAAUAGCAGAAAAAAUAUUAACCCAUUUGAAAAAGGUACCAAAUUUCUCAGCUCCUAAUUAUAGUCUAUGAUUUUGCCAUGUUCACAAGUUCUCAAAAUUUGCUGCUGACUGCGUUUGUGAAGCUGAUUAACGACAAUCAAUAACUCCGGCAAACAUCGCUCGGACAAGAUGGAAUUCAAUUCAUCAAAGGACCUUGUAAAUUUGUAGGAGCGAUUAGCAAAGGAAAUGCAUAUCGAAUUAAGAUAAAAUGAAAUAUUAUCUUGAUUGACCAGCAGCUAUGGACAGUGAAUAAGUAGUAAGAAACAAGUAGUAGCUUCUUCAAAAGGGUCUAACCAUUCCCAAUCUGGAAAGAUUAUUCUUCAUUCUUAGGCAUAGAACAUGACAGAAGUUUUAAAAAAAUGUACUUUUAUAGGUACAAUUUUGACUCUUUACAAUAUAUACCAAUUUUGAUUUGUACUUUUAUUUAAAUAGCAACUUUUAUUUUUUCA
Molecule: messenger RNA, 3885 nt
Organism: Cucumis sativus (cucumber)
Lineage: Eukaryota; Viridiplantae; Streptophyta; Magnoliopsida; Cucurbitales; Cucurbitaceae
Product: putative U-box domain-containing protein 42
Exons: 4
Coding region: 408-3467 (1019 amino acids)
Biological process (GO): protein ubiquitination
Molecular function (GO): protein binding; ubiquitin-protein transferase activity
Source: RefSeq, a predicted model, not a curated record